CCUGAUAACGCUACGCCCAGGCCCUGGGCGCAGCUCCCGCCCCGCCCCGCCGCCACCGCCGCCGCGCCGAGUCCUUUUGUCCAAGAUGGCGGCGCCGGGGGCGCUGCCUCCUCGGCCGCCGCCGCCGCCGCUGUGAGGGGCCUGCGGGCCGCCCGCCCGCCUGCCGCGCCGGCGCCAUGAAGAGGCAGAGCGAGCGAGAUUCGAGCCCGAGCGGGCGCGGCUCGUCAUCGUCGGCCAAGCGGCCGCGGGAGCGCGAACGGGAGGCGGAGGCGGGCGGGCGGCGGGCGGCGCACAAGGCCUCGGGCGGCGCCAAGCACCCCGUUCCAACACGGGCCCGCGACAAACCCCGCGGUAGCGGGGGCGGCGGCGGCGGCGGCGGGCAUCGCGACGGCCGCGGCGCCGGGGACGCGAAUCACCGUGCGAGCAGCGGCCGCUCCUCAGGCUCGGGCGCCGGCGGCGGGGGCCGCGGCGGCAAGGCCUCGGGGGACCCAGGCGCGUCAGGCGCUUCGCCCCGCGCGUCUCCACUGCCGCCACCUCCGCCGCCGCCCGGGGCCGAGCCCGCGGGUCCCGGCUCAUCAGCGGCCGCGCCCGAGUACAAGACGCUGCUCAUCAGCAGCCUGAGUCCCGCGCUGCCUGCCGAGCACCUCGAAGACCGGCUCUUCCACCAAUUCAAGCGCUUCGGCGAGAUCAGCUUGCGCCUGUCCCACACGCCUGAGCUGGGCCGCGUGGCCUACGUGAACUUCCGGCACCCGCAGGACGCGCGUGAGGCCCGCCAGCACGCCCUGGCUCGCCAGCUGCUGCUCUACGACCGUCCGCUCAAGGUGGAGCCCGUGUACCUGCGCGGCGGCGGCGGUGGCGGCGGCGGGAGCAGCCGGAGAAGCAGCAGCAGCAGCGCCGCCGCCUCCACGCCGCCCCCGGGGCCGCCCGCGCCCACCGACCCACUCGGCUACCUCCCGCUGCAUGGCGGCUACCAGUACAAGCAGCGUUCGCUGUCCCCGGUUGCCGCCCCGCCACUGCGGGAGCCCCGCGCCCGCCACGCCGCUGCAGCCUUUGCCCUGGAUGCUGCCGCCGCCGCCGCCGCCGUAGGACUAUCCAGGGAACGGGCCCUGGACUAUUACGGGCUGUAUGAUGACCGUGGGCGACCCUACGGCUACCCGGCGGUGUGCGAGGAGGACUUGAUGCCUGAGGACGACCAGCGGGCCACGCGCAACCUCUUCAUCGGGAACCUGGACCACAGCGUGUCAGAAGUGGAGCUGCGACGGGCUUUCGAGAAGUAUGGCAUCAUUGAGGAGGUGGUCAUCAAGAGACCCGCCCGUGGUCAGGGCGGUGCGUAUGCCUUUCUCAAAUUCCAGAACCUAGACAUGGCCCACAGGGCUAAGGUGGCCAUGUCGGGUCGGGUGAUUGGCCGCAACCCCAUUAAGAUAGGAUAUGGUAAGGCCAACCCCACUACUCGCCUCUGGGUGGGUGGCCUGGGACCUAACACCUCACUAGCAGCUCUGGCCCGGGAGUUUGACCGCUUUGGGAGCAUUCGGACCAUUGAUCAUGUCAAAGGUGAUAGCUUUGCCUACAUCCAGUACGAGAGCUUGGACGCAGCCCAGGCCGCCUGUGCUAAAAUGAGGGGCUUUCCCUUGGGAGGGCCAGAUCGCAGGCUGCGCGUGGAUUUUGCCAAAGCAGAGGAGACUCGGUAUCCCCAGCAGUACCAGCCCUCACCCCUCCCUGUGCAUUACGAGCUGCUCCCAGACGGAUAUACCCGGCACCGAAACCUGGAUGCCGACCUGCGGGUGCGGGAUAGGACCCCCCCACACCUUCUGUACUCAGACCGAGACCGGACAUUUUUGGAAGGGGACUGGACCAGCCCCAGUAAAAGCUCUGACCGCCGAAACAGCCUCGAGGGCUACAGCCGGUCAGUGCGCAGCCGCAGUGGUGAGCGCUGGGGAGGAGAUGGGGACCGGGUCCUGCCCAAGCCCUGGGAGGACAGGCGGAAGCGCCGGAGCCUUUCCAGUGAUCGUGGGAGGACAACGCACUCCCCUUAUGAGGAACGGAGCAGGACCAAGGGUGGUGGGCAGCCUGUGGACCGAGGCUCUGACCGCACCCCUGAGCGCAGCCGCAAGGAAAACCAUUCCAGUGAAGGGACCAAGGAAUCGAGCAGUAACUCCCUCAGCAACAGCAGACACGGGGCUGAGGAGCGGAGCCACCACCACCAUCAUGAGGCUCCAGACUCUUCCCACGGGAAGAAGGCACGAGAGAGCGAGCGCAAUCAUCGGACCACUGAGGCUGAGCCCAAGCCUCUUGAAGAGCCAAAACACGAGACCAAAAAGCUCAAGAAUCUUUCAGAGUAUGCCCAGACACUGCAGCUGGGUUGGAAUGGGCUUCUGGUGUUGAAAAACAGCUGCUUCCCGACAUCUAUGCACAUCCUAGAGGGGGACCAGGGGGUUAUCAGCAGUCUCCUCAAAGACCACACCUCCGGGAGUAAGCUGACCCAGCUGAAGAUUGCCCAGCGCCUUCGACUGGACCAGCCCAAGCUCGAUGAGGUCACACGACGCAUCAAGCAGGGGAGCCCCAACGGCUACGCAGUGCUCCUAGCCACACAGGCGACCCCCAGUGGGCCUGGCACUGAGGGGAUGCCCACGGUGGAGCCAGGCCUUCAGAGGCGGCUUCUCAGGAACCUGGUCUCCUACUUGAAACAGAAGCAGGCUGCAGGGGUGAUCAGCCUGCCAGUGGGUGGGUCUAAGGGCAGAGACAGCACGGGCAUGCUCUAUGCCUUCCCGCCCUGCGACUUUUCACAGCAGUACCUCCAGUCAGCACUGAGGACAUUGGGCAAGCUAGAGGAAGAACACAUGGUGAUAGUUAUAGUGAGAGACACAGCCUAGCCCAAACCUGUCUUUUCCAGCUCGUUUGUCACAAAAGCAGUUAUUUUAAAAUGACCCACUCCGCCCAUCUUACCCCCUUGGUUUGAAUUCUCUGCUGGGUUAUUUCGGUUCAUUUGGUAGGGGACCAAAGUCCUGUCCCCCAUCAAAAGUAAGUUCUUAGGUUUUGGGGGUUUUUUUUACAGUGAUGAGAAGGGAUUCCUGUCAUGUUGGUUUCUAGUGUAUGAGAUACUGUCUGCUGUGUUCUGUAUUUUUUUAUUUUUUGACUAACUGUAUGGAAAGUUGUCAGUAAAGCCUUUGUCAGAGGAUGGAUUUUUAAUCCUG
Molecule: messenger RNA, 3191 nt
Organism: Hippopotamus amphibius kiboko
Lineage: Eukaryota; Metazoa; Chordata; Mammalia; Artiodactyla; Hippopotamidae
Gene: RBM15B
Product: RNA binding motif protein 15B
Exons: 1
Coding region: 177-2870 (897 amino acids)
Biological process (GO): regulation of alternative mRNA splicing, via spliceosome
Cellular component (GO): nucleus
Molecular function (GO): mRNA binding
Source: RefSeq, a predicted model, not a curated record